Messenger RNA from Cotesia congregata, 2280 nucleotides. The record is from the annotation of a GenBank genome assembly. Lineage: Eukaryota; Metazoa; Arthropoda; Insecta; Hymenoptera; Braconidae.
AUGGAUCAAAAAUCAAACAAACGUAAAAAUUCAAUCGACAUAAUUCAAGAAGGUCCAACAAAUAAAGUAUUACGUCGAACAUCAUCUCUAGAAUCAUCAUCAUCUAAUUUGGGAAAAUCAAAUAACCAAUUUUUAGACAGAAUAACAGCUAUUUGGAAAACAACUUCAUCGGGUGCUAAAAAUUCACUAACCUAUGAGGGUCAAGACAUAAAAACUAAAAUAAAAGAACAUGAAGCAAAAUACGAACAUGCUGCUAAAACUCUUCAAUCAUGUCAAAGGGAAUUGGAAUCUUUAGAAAACAACGUUUCAGAAUUUAGGAUCAGUUUUGAAAAAAUAAUAGCUCAAAAUCAGAAUUUAAAAGAGAAACAUGCGGAUGCUUUAAAAUUGUCGGAAUCAUUUACCAAGCAUGUAAACUACAUUAAUAAUACAAUGAGUAGAUGUAAAGAUCAUGCUAAAGUUUUAGAUAAAAUGUACAAGGAUGUAAUAAUAAAAUUACGAGAAGAUAAUGAUCUUUUAUCAAAAAAAAUUGAUGAAUUGAAUCGAUUGAUCGCGAGUAAAAAAGAAGAGCCUAAAGUACACUUAGAACAAAUAAAAUUAGAACUGGUGGGAUUAAAAAUGAAAGAUGAAACAAUUCAUGAUAAUAUUUUACAACAAGAAGAAAAAAUAAGAAAAAUUAUCAGUCAAUUAAAAAUAAAUGAUGAGAUAAAUGAUCAUAAGAAAUCUUAUGAAAAUGAAUUUAAAAGUUCAAUUAAACAGCUGGAGGAAAGUUUAGUUGAAGAAGAGAAAAAGUCGUUGGAACAAAUGAAUUUAAUUGAAGAGUCUAGAAUUAAGGAGAUAAAAGAUUGUGAUCAAAAGAAGUUAUCUUUACUUUAUGAAGAGUGUAAUGAAGCUGAAACAGUUAUGAACAAUAUCCAGGAACAAAAAAGCGAGAUACUUAAGAAAUAUCAACAAAAAAAGAAGCUUGCUGAUUAUUCAGAAAAAAAAAGUAAACAACUAUUAUCACAGGUAGUACAUGUAAAAACUGAAUUGAAUAAAGUUACUUUGGCUUUACAAGAUUCUAAUGCCGAAAAAACAAGCCUCGAAAAAAUAAUAGAUGAAGUAUAUAAUAAUUGCUUGAUCAAAUUAAAUGAAUUUGAAUUAAUAACUCGGGAAAAAAGUAAAUUUGCAAGUGAGUUAAAAAUAUUAAAUAAUAAAUUUAAAAACGAGGAGGAAGAAACAAAACAGCUUUUAGAUGAAUUGGAAAAUAAAGAAAGUCAGCUUAAAGAAGCAAUACAAUCAAGUGACGAUGUUGACAAACAAGUUCGAGAUUAUCAAGAAAAUAAAGAAUCCAAAGUAGCGGAAUUGAAGAAAGAGUUAGAAUCUAUAACAAAAAGUGUAAAGAGUAUAUUAAACGAGAAUAAAGAAAUAAAAACAGAUAAUAGAAAACUUGAGAGAGAACACAAUGAGGAAUCAAAAAUACAAGCUAAUAAGUAUGAUGAGUGUUUGAAUAACCUAAACAAUUUUUCAAGCUCAAACGAUAAAAUUACAAAGGAAUUAACCACAUCUAAAAAAAAUUUACGCUCUUUUGAGACUAAAACCCAAAAAUUAAAAGAAGAAUACGCAAAAUGGCAAGAAACAGUUGAAAGUAAGUUGAAAAAUGUAAAAAAAGAUGUUGCCUCGAAAAAUAAAUUUGAAAAACAAUUGAAGGAAGAAUUAUCUAAAUUAAAAACUAACUUGGAAAAGUUUGAAAAAAAACGCCAACAAUUGAAAACUGACAAUAUAAAGAUUGUUGAACAGCAUAAAAUUCAAUCAAAUAUUGAACAGCAUAAAAUUCAAUCAAAUAUUGAACAUAAAAAUCAAUCAAAUAUUGAACAUAAAAAUCAAUCAAACAUUGAACUUGAAACUCACACAAAUAAUAAAUAUAAAAAUGUAACCGUUUUAAAAUCACCGUCAACGUAUCAAUCCCAAAAUCAGCCAGUUAAGGGCAGAAAAAUUCGAGUACUUGAAAAUAAGGUGGUAGAUAAAGUGGUUAAAUCAAUAUUGAAACCUCAAACCAGUUUACAAACACCUAAAUCACCCGGACGAAAAUUAAAAUUCAGUAUACCUGAAUAUGCAAAUUCCAAAAAAAGUCCAGAUUAUUUUGAUGCUUCAUCAAUUGAUGAAGAAUAUCAUAAGUUGUCGCAAUCGAUGUUAAGUUCUCCAAAAUUUCGAUCAUCACCUUCCCAAGGAUCUUAUUCAACUCCAGCAUCGCCGGCGACACCGACCCGGAAAAAAUUUUUUAAAAGUCGUGGCACUUCAUAA